UGGGUUUUGGGCACACUGCUUAAACCCUACGAGAAAAAAGCAGACUUCAACACUCUCUUACUCACUCUCUCUCUAGCUCUCGUGAGUGGCAAACUCGCAGAAUCCUGUCGGCUCAGCAUCUCUCCCUCACCGGUUCUCAAUCGCGUCUCGGACAGCGCGGUUCGUCGGCGGUCUCGCCCUCGCUUGGGAAAGCAUGAAUCCAAGUAUUGGAACCAAAACUGCUCUAAAAUCUCUUGUGGUCCCAACUGGACCUUGUAGUUGGAAUCCACAUACGUCUGGUUCUUAUCAAUGCAAGAUUCCAUUAGACUUAAACUCUAGGAAAUUUCUGCAGCUACCAUUGAAUUAUGGAGGAACACAAGCUAGAGCAUGUGCAAAGAAUGUUUUUAGGAAGUAUAGCAUAAGUGCAAAAAUGGCUGAAAGUCUUACAUACAAGGAUGCUGGUGUGGAUAUAGAUGCUGGCUCAGAGCUUGUUAGGAGAAUUGCGAAAAUGGCCCCUGGAAUUGGAGGCUUUGGAGGUCUUUUCCCUCUUGGGGAUUCAUACCUUGUAGCUGGUACAGAUGGUGUUGGGACUAAAUUGAAACUUGCAUUCGAAACUGGGAUCCAUGAAACGAUUGGAAUCGACUUGGUCGCAAUGAGUGUCAAUGACAUUGUUACUUCUGGAGCGAAACCUUUGUUUUUCCUUGAUUACUUUGCGACGAGCCAUCUUGACGUUGACCUUGCUGAAAAGGUUAUAAAGGGCAUUGUGGAUGGCUGUCGGCUAGCUGAUUGUGCUCUUUUGGGAGGAGAGACUGCAGAAAUGCCUGAUUUCUAUGCGGAAGGCGAAUACGAUAUCAGCGGCUUUGCUGUUGGCAUAGUGAAGAAGGAUUCAGUUAUAGAUGGAAAAGACAUUGUUGCUGGUGAUGUGCUCAUUGGCUUGCCGUCAAGUGGGGUGCAUUCGAAUGGUUUCUCUCUUGUCAGAAGAGUUUUGGCCCGAAGUGGUCUUUCCUUGACAGACAAGCUUCCUGGUGAAGCUGUGACGGUGGGUGAAGCUUUGAUGGCUCCUACUGUUAUUUAUGUCAAUCAGGUUCUUAAUCUUAUCAGCAAGGGAGGUAUCAAAGGAAUAGCCCACAUUACUGGUGGUGGGUUUACCGAUAACAUACCUCGAGUAUUUCCUAAAGGCCUUGGUGCCACCAUCUACGGUGACUCCUGGGUGGUUCCUCCACUAUUUAAGUGGAUUCAAAAGGUGGGAAACAUAGAAGAUUCUGAGAUGAAGCGGACCUUCAAUAUGGGCAUUGGGAUGGUUUUGGUGGUUAGCCCUGAAGCUGCCCUUCGGAUACUGGGUGAUGAUGAGAUAACAGCAUAUCGCAUUGGUGAUGUGGUUAACGGUGAAGGGGUGAGGUAUUGCUAAGAACAAUUCUGUACCCUUCUAAGAUAUGUCGUAUUUUUUCAUUGUUGUAUUAUAGUGAAUUGAGUAAUCCAACGAUGUAAGGCCCUUUUUUUCUCUACAAGAUGUGCAUGAUUGACUUGUGAAAAGAUUAAGGAAAUUGUAGUUUUUUUUGGGGUCGGAUGGGAAUUCUGGCUUUGCUAAAUCUUUUCAAAGCAAUUUUAAUUC
Messenger RNA from Eucalyptus grandis, 1591 nucleotides. Its product is annotated as phosphoribosylformylglycinamidine cyclo-ligase, chloroplastic. Gene Ontology annotation, biological process: 'de novo' IMP biosynthetic process; adenine biosynthetic process. Lineage: Eukaryota; Viridiplantae; Streptophyta; Magnoliopsida; Myrtales; Myrtaceae. Gene Ontology annotation, molecular function: phosphoribosylamine-glycine ligase activity; phosphoribosylformylglycinamidine cyclo-ligase activity. The transcript has 9 exons. Gene Ontology annotation, cellular component: cytosol. The coding region runs from base 194 to 1387 and encodes 397 amino acids. The record is from RefSeq and is a predicted model, not a curated record.